AUAUGUGACUGGAUAGCCAGCAAUAGAUGUACACCUAUAAUCCCACUGAAUUAUAGAAAAAUCAGAAGCCAGCAGCACUUCUAAUCUAAAGGAAGAGUGCACCAAACAGAAAACAGACAAGUGUAGGAAUACCAUUGGUGGCUAUAGGAAGGGUUUAUAUAGGCUAUAUGAAGGCUAUAGGUUUCAUUGAACGCACUGGGUAACAUUUUAAAUUCUUACAAUGAUCAAAAUGGGACAUCAAAUUCCACUGAAUAAACUAAAAUUACAAAUGACCACCAGAUGGAGCUUCUGGCAAGAUUACCAACUUUCUCUUUUUUCCAUCCUUCACUAAACUUCACAACUUACUCCUAAAAUCAGUGGAAAAUGAUAGGUGAAUAACACUGAUGUAGAAGCACCUAACCCUGUCAACCUAAACUUGACAUAAACAUAAUGUUGAUCCAAGAAUAUGUUGUACUUGGUGAAAUAACGUUCACCAUAUGGGAACAUACAGUACACUGAUACAUGGAUGAUUUUAACUACAAAUGUUUAUAACAAAAAAAGUGUUUCUGAGAGUUCUACAAAGGGUUAGUAGUGUGUUUACUAGAUUAAAGAUCUAAAGACUAAACAAAACGACACACACAGAGGACUGCAAAGCCUCAAAUGUGUGUCUGCUGGCCACAUCCAUCAGGAUUGUUUGGACAAAACCAAAAGAAAGAGGGAGGGAGAAAGAUUCAGGAGAGGAGGGUCUUGGAAAAGAAUGGAUUCUCUAGAGACCACCAGGAGGAGGAGAGAGGGAAAGAGUCAGAGGGGAGGGCUGAUAACUACAUCUGGAAGUUAUUUGGAACAAGAGAGGGAGGUAAAUAGCUGACAGAAAAGAUAGAAAGACAAAGACAACCGGGAAUUAGCAAUUAAGGCUGCGGGAACAAACUAACAAGCAAAUAAAUAUUUUGACGUUGUUUGCGUAACCUUAAAAAAAGAAACAGUUUUUUUUUGUAAUACCAUAAGUAAUCCUAUAGAGAGAAAUUAUAAGAGUCUGAAGGAAUUAAACAAAAAAGAAAGAAAGAAAAGCUUGUGAAGAAUUUUGUGUGCCUGGAAACUACAAGACCAACAUUUCAAGUUCAUCACUACACAGAAGCCUUUAAGGUUUUUUGCACUUAUGAAGAGUUAUUAACACCCUGGAGAACCGAAGGAAUCACGUCUGCGAUGUGGAAAAUAUCAGUCAAUGAAUAAAUAAAGCAAGAUCUCAUGAACUUCAUCAGUACGAAACAACAAAAAGACAAUACAGGAAGCUUUGGAUUCAGGACACAGUGAAAACUCAACUCUUUUUUUGGAAACCUUUCUAUUGCCUGUCAGUCACUGCAGCUAAAUAAAGAAUGUCUGGGUCACGAGGUUGCCUCUGCUGUGUGAAGUACCUCAUGUUUAUCUUCAACCUCAUCUUUUGGUUAGGAGGAUGUGGUUUAUUUGGUGUUGGGGUGUGGCUCGCCUUCACACAGUCAGAGUUUUCAUCUCUACCGCUGUCCUUCCCUUCACUCUCCGCGGCCAACCUGCUGCUUGUUGCUGGGGGUGUCACCAUGGUAACAGGGUUUCUCGGAUGCCUUGGUGCUCUAAAAGAGCAGAAGUGUCUAUUGAUGACGUUUUUUGUGAUCCUCUUGUUUCUAGUCAUGAUAGAAGUGACGCUGAUUUUGGUUUUGAGUUUGUAUCAUGAAGAGUUAGACAAAAAAGCUAAGGAUGACCUAAGAGAGGGGAUGAAUGACUAUAGAAGAAAAGCAGGGCUGAAAACUUCCUGGGACAACAUGCAGAAGAUUUUCAAGUGCUGUGGCGUGAGCAACCACACCGACUGGCACAAUAAAACAGACAAUGGCAAAAAACUUCCUGACUCUUGCUGCAGGGAUACCUCUCAAGAAUGCCAUCACUGGGAAGAGCCGUGCUAUGAGAAGGCCAAGGACUGGCUUCUGGCUAACAUCACCUCAGUGCUUGUGUUUGGAGUUUGUAUUGGAAUCGUUCAGAUUCUUGCUUUGGUGUUCUCCAUGCUGAUGUACUGCCAAAUCCUACGAGCAGAAAAAUACAUGGACUGACCCUUCCUUCGCCCCAUUCUGAAUACGUAAUGAACAUUUAAAUGGACUUGCCUAUUAGCGAUACUGGAUGUGAUAUGCAUGUGCACAUAGAUUACAGUGCUGCUGCACUUAGGAAGAAGCUCUGUUGAAUCUCAGCUAAAUUGAUUUACCAGAUAAAAGGCUAAAUAAUUAAUUUGUACUUUGCAAAAGAAGAUUAAAUGAAUAUAAAGUGAAUGUAUACAGUAGGUGGAAAAAGUAAAUCCAAGUAUUAUUGCACUCUUUGUUAAAUAACUGCUUGCAAUGAACAUGCAAUCGAUGUGAAUUUCCUACAAAUGGAAAUCAAAUGUUUAAGAGUUGAUGAUUUGUUAUACUAAACCAACGGUCUGUACUAUAUUAACGUCUAUUAAGAUCAUUACAAAUAAAAAAAUAAUGCAAUACAACAGUA
Messenger RNA from Ctenopharyngodon idella (grass carp), 2478 nucleotides. It is a transcript of the gene tspan4b, whose product is annotated as tetraspanin 4b. The coding region runs from base 1353 to 2054 and encodes 233 amino acids. NCBI's taxonomy places the organism in Eukaryota, Metazoa, Chordata, Actinopteri, Cypriniformes, Xenocyprididae. The transcript has 8 exons. The record is from RefSeq and is a predicted model, not a curated record. Gene Ontology annotation, cellular component: membrane.